UUCUGUGCUUGUUGGUGCAUUUUCCAUGGGAGAAGCAGCCCCAAAUUUGGAAAGCCUGGCAAAUGCUCGUGGUGCAGCCUAUGAGGUUUUCAAACUCAUCACACAGCCUCGUCCCAUAGAUAGUAGUUCCAAUGAAGGGUUCAAGCCAGAUAAGUUCCGAGGAGAAAUUGAAUUCAAAAACAUUCAUUUUAGCUACCCCUCAAGGCCUGAAGUUCAGAUUCUUAAAGGUCUGAAUUUAAAAAUCCAGCCAGGGAAGACCAUUGCUCUUGUUGGUUCUAGUGGCUGUGGGAAAAGCACUACAAUUCAACUACUGCAGAGAUUCUAUGAUCCAGCUGAAGGACAGAUUAUCAUAGAUGGGCAUGAUAUUCGUACACUCAAUCUCAAAUGGAUGAGAGAAAAUAUUGGCAUUGUAAGCCAGGAACCUAUUUUGUUUGCUACCACAAUAGCAGGCAAUAUUCGCUAUGGCAGAGAGGAUAUUACUGAUGCUGAGAUUGAACAAGCAGCUAAAGAAGCCAAUGCUUAUGACUUCAUAUCAAAACUUCCUGAUAAAUUUGACACCAUGGUUGGGGAAAGGGGAGCUCAGCUGAGUGGAGGUCAGAAACAGCGCAUUGCUAUUGCUCGUGCCCUUGCCAGAAACCCCAAGAUCCUGCUCCUGGAUGAAGCUACUUCUGCUCUGGAUAACCAGAGUGAAUCCAUAGUGCAAGCAGCACUGGAUAAGGCCAAGGCGGGGCGCACCACCAUUGUGAUUGCUCACAGACUUUCCACAAUCAGGACAGCAGAUAUUAUUGCGGGUUUUGAGAAGGGUAUUAUCGUUGAACAAGGAACACAUGAUGAACUAAUGGCACAUAAAGGAGUUUACUAUGCUCUCGUAAUGCAGCAGUCCUGUGGUGAAAAGGUUAAAGCUGAUGAAACCGAAGAAGAGACAGAUUUGGAAACGGAGGAGGAGGAUGAAGAGGAGGAGGAUGAUACAGGAGACAGCUUUGGAGAAGAUGAUCUAAAUGUUCUUGAAGAAAAGAAUCUGGAAAACACUGUUGGAAGUGCAAAAAUGACUCCUGGGGGAAGCUUUCGUCGAAAAUCUGAAAAACACAGCAUAAGUAGGGCUUCCACUAAAAGAUACUCUGACAGGAAGAAGAAUAAAAGGAAGAGGAAGAAAGCAAAAAAAGAUAAAGUGGUUGGUGUUAAGAUGCAUUCUAACAUACCUUAG
This is a messenger RNA of Anolis sagrei ordinatus, 1204 nucleotides long. Lineage: Eukaryota; Metazoa; Chordata; Lepidosauria; Squamata; Anolidae. The record is from RefSeq and is a predicted model, not a curated record.